AUGAGGGUGUACAUCACGGCGACGGCGACGGCAACCGCGGGCGCCGACGACGCGACGAAGCCCAAGGUGGCGCAGCCACAGCCCCAGAAGCAGCAAGCGGCGCGGCGCGGGUGCCGCUCGGCUGCCGUCACGGGGCUCCUCGCCGGUCUGCUCCUCUUCCGCGCCGCGCUCCUCGCCAUCGAGGCCGGCGCCUCCCUCUGCCCUUCCACGACCGGGUGCCUGGACUGGCGGGCGGGGCUGGGGCGCUGGCUCUACGGCGACGGCGGCGACGCGACGGAGGAAUUUAUGAAGGAAUGGAGGCGUCACAGGGAAGCCACCCUGCUGGACCCUGUGGUGGUGGGAGCGGCGCCGGACUCCCUGGACGCGCUCAUGGCGGAGAUGGCCACCAUGCUGGCGUCCUACGACCGGAUUGACAUGGAAGCCGUGGCGAUCAAGAUGAUGGCCAUGCUGCUGAAGAUGGAUCGGAAGGUAAAGUCAUCAAGGAUCCGGGCUGUGUUCAACCGGCACCUGGCGUCGCUGGGCAUCCCCAAGAGCGUGCACUGCCUCGCCCUUCGGCUCGCCGAGGAGUUCGCGGUGAACUCCGCGGCGCGCUCCCCGGUGCCGCCGCCGGAGCACGCCCCGCGCCUGACCGACGCGUCGUGCCUCCACGUCGCGCUCGUGACCGACAACGUGCUCGCGGCCGCCGUCGCGGUGGCCUCCGCCGCGCGGAGCGCCGCCGACCCUGCCAGGCUGGUGUUCCACGUGGUCACGGACAAGAAGAGCUACGUGCCCAUGCACUCGUGGUUCGCGCUGCACCCGGUGUCGCCCGCGGUCGUCGAGGUCAGGGGCCUCCACCAGUUUGACUGGCGCGACGCCGGCGUCGUCGCCUCCGUCAUGAGGACGGUCGAGGAGUUCUUCCCUGAGCUUGGUAGGGUGAUGCUUCUGGACGACGACGUCGUGGUACGCAAGGACUUGGCCGGGCUGUGGGAGCAGGACCUUGACGGGAACAUCAUCGGCGCGGUCGGCGCUCACGAAGGCAGCGGCGUCUGCAUCGACAAGACCUUUGGCGACCACCUGAAUUUCUCGGACCCCGACGUGUCCGGCCUACAUAGCUCGCAAUGCGCGUGGUCGUGGGGCGUCAACAUCGUCGACCUCGACGCGUGGCGACGAACAAACGUUACCGAGACAUACCAGUUCUGGAGCAAGCAGUUCGUGGCAGAUGAUGGCCUCGCUGCCAGCGGCUCUGACACCUCGUUGCGUCAUGUGCAGAACCGGGAGUCGGGCUUCAGGCUGUGGCAGAUGGCCUCGCUGCCGCCGGCCCUGAUCGCGUUCGACGGGCGCGUUCAGGCGAUCGAGCCGCUGUGGAACCUGCCGGGCCUCGGUUGGCGCGUGCCGCACCCCGACCUUGUGCGGUUCUCCGCCGUCCUGCACUUCAGUGGGCCACGGAAGCCAUGGCUGGAGGUCGCGUUCCCGGAGCUGCGGCAGCUGUGGCUCGCCCACUUGAACGCAUCAGACAGUUUCUUACAAGGAUGUGGUGUGGUUGAAUGGCAGUAA
Messenger RNA from Miscanthus lutarioriparius, 1533 nucleotides. Lineage: Eukaryota; Viridiplantae; Streptophyta; Magnoliopsida; Poales; Poaceae. The record is from the annotation of a GenBank genome assembly.